AUGGCAGCUACAAGUGCUAUCAGCUUUACGCGUUACUUUUUUUAUGUUGGAAAUACGAUUAAGGCAGAAACGAAGACAGCCCUAGUUGCUCUCGCCUAUGCAACAGCUCGAACCGAGCAGCUAGCGCCAGAGGCCAUUCUUAUUCGAUCGGAACUACACGAUACUACUACAAUUGAUGGCAAACGUGUGAAAGAUCCCAAAGGCUGGCAUGGUACCUUUGCAUUCAAGGAUGGUGGGCAGGUCAAACGAGAAUUCCAUGUGGCAUCCCAUGGCUACACCAAUGGCAAAGAAGACUUUGUCUUAAAAGAGGCAUCACAUACCCCUCAAAAGGCGGACAACACCCCUCGGGGUGGUAAGGAUUCAGGGAAGGUUGUUUGGCCACAGGAGAAAUUUCUGGAAGAAUACGUUGAUAGCCCAAUUGCCUACUCACAUCUUCCAGCAAAAGAUUGA
Messenger RNA from Microsporum canis CBS 113480, 450 nucleotides. RefSeq lists its product as hypothetical. Bases 1 to 450 code for a protein of 149 amino acids. The record is from RefSeq and is a predicted model, not a curated record. The transcript is spliced from 2 exons. NCBI's taxonomy places the organism in Eukaryota, Fungi, Ascomycota, Eurotiomycetes, Onygenales, Arthrodermataceae.